GCAGCGGCGCAGCAACUUUCACCCCCUCCAUCGGAAUUAGCCUACACCGGAGGGGCAGCCUCACCAUCUACAUCCAUCUCGCUCCUUCCAUCCUGUUUUUUUUUUUAAGUGGCGGAUGUCAUGCCACCGGAUUUUUCGUCUUUACUAGCCACAGGCAAUGAUAUAAUUCAUUGGAUCCUUGGCAAUUGAUUAAAAGGACAUUCGUCUUGGCGCCAGCGUUAAAGAGAUGGGGAUAGUCCUCUACCACACCCGUUUGCUUCUGUCAACCAUGUCUGGAUUCCACCAAUCACUGUCCUGGAUCUUUGGGAGCAGCAAUGGCAUCCUACGCCUCUCUUACUGAUUGGAUAGAUUUGUAGGAUGCGUUCUCUGCGUAAGACGGUGUUGUUGGCACUGGUAGCUUCUGUGGUCCUGGUUUUGGCAGUGCUACACUCAUGGCCCACCCGGGCCUACAGCACCGUGGACCUCCGGCAGAGACCAGGGCCUAGAGUGGAACGGCUGCUGGAGGAGAGACUCCCAGAGCCAGACCCCAGUGCUAGCACAGUCCCAUAUCGUGUGAGAGAGAGUGUAGCUGGGCUUCUGGCACGUAAUGAUUGUGUGUGUGAGGGUGAGAGGGGAGGGGUGAACUUACCAUUCGCUCAACUGCUGUUCCCACGAGUGUCUGCCCGUCCCCUGCACACCGCAUUCCAGCCCUCCCAGCUCGAUGAAAUGAAGAGACGGCGCGCCAAAGAGUACCAAGGCUUCCAAAUGAGAUCACAGACCCCUGCUGAUUUGCUGAUUGUAGCUGAAGCAAAUAGCCCACUGCAAUACCCAACACAGGGUGUGGAAGUGCGGCCGCUCAAGACGAUCCUUAUACCAGGCUUGGCCUUAAAAGACCUGCCCAGAGACGUUUUCACUCUGAAUUUCUCAGCAUCUCUGGGCACGUUUAACGUGGCGGCAGAUGUAGAGGGGGUAAAGGUCAGAGGUGAUGGUGAGAUGCAUAUGAGCUUAAGCAGCUGCCUCUUACCCAACCUGAACCGCCAGCUUCAGUUCAUCACUUAUACUAACACACUGUUCCACCCCAGCACUGCAGAUACAGUGCAGUUAGAGACUGAAGGACAUCAGGCUCUUUUCACCAUCAAAAUCCGUCAUGGAGUCACACCCAAACUCUACAACACUGGCUCAGAUGCAGACAGAGAAUACAACAUCAGCGCUCUUGUCACCAUAGCCACCAAAACCUUUCUGCGCUAUAACAAGCUCCAGGACCUGAUUGACAGUAUACGACGGUACUACCCAACAGUUAUCAUAGUAAUAGCGGAUGACAGUGAAAAUCCAAAAAUGGUGUCUGGCCCGUACAUAGAGCAUUACAUCAUGCCAUUUGGGAAGGGUUGGUUUGCAGGUCGUAAUCUGGCCGUCUCACAGGUCACCACUAAGUAUGUGCUGUGGGUGGAUGAUGAUUUUAUCUUUACUGCCAACACCAAACUGGAGAAACUGGUGGACGUGCUGGAGAAAACCACACUUGACCUGGUUGGCGGUGCGGUGCGUGAGGCUACAGGCUACACUGCCACCUACAGGCAGACCAUCUCCAUAGAAGCUGGAGAAGAGGAAGGGGACUGCCUGCACGUGAGGCGUGGGUUUCAUCACAUCAUACAAGGCUUCCCCAACUGUGUGGUCACUGACGGAGUCAUUAACUUCUUUCUAGCCCGGACAGACAAAGUGCAACAGGUGGGCUUUGACCCACGGCUAGCCCGUGUCGCCCACCUUGAGUUUUUCAUCGAUGGACUGGGUUCACUCCACGUUGGCUCAUGUGAUGAUGUCAUUGUGAAUCACGCCACCAAGAUCAAGCUUCCUUGGGGCCAAUCAGAAAGCGACAAAACCUACGCCAAGUUCCGUUACCCUCCAGCAUCUUCUGACGCCACACAUACCAAAAACGGCCUCCUGUACUUCAAGAACCGCUUCCAGUGUCUCACACACAACUGAACACACUCUUCCACUGCUCCCUCACUCUCCUGCUCUCUCUCUCUCUCUUUGUCUUCCUCUCUCAAAAGGCCUCUCUUUUUCAGAGUAGCUAAAGAGGGUCUUUGAGGGGUCUCGGGGUGGUGUGUGAGUGUGCGUAUGUGUGUACAGUCUGCUGUGUAGUCCCUUUCCCCCAUUUUAGUGUGGGAAUGUUUAAAAAUAGUCCUCUCCUUUUGGAGGGGCCAUAAACAUCAUUAAUUGUGACUGACAGGUGAGAGAUGCCAGCUUUUUUUGUUGUUACUGUUGUUGUUUUUAAUAAUUAAAUAGUUGAGGUCAUAUUUUUAUGUCUUGUUUCAAUCAAUUUUAUUUUUGUUUACAAGAAUCCUUUAGAUACAGAUCAUUCCUUACCAUUUCUCUGCUGUCAGUCAUGGUUAAAUAUCAUUCUGCUCAAUGUUUUUAAGGGAAAUUUGGAGUUUUUCCUCAAUAGAAUUACUAUAACAGAAAAAAACUUCUUUAUCUGAAACUGAAAAGCUAAAGAGGUAGAUGUUUGGACAAUGGAUGAAAGGCAAUGCAUUGAGGGAGACAGCCUCUUAAGGGCAUUCCACUAACGGACUACCGCCUCAGCACACUCAGUUCCUUCUUGGAGUAUAGAGUGUUUGUGUGUGUGUGUGUGUGUGUGUGUGUGUGUGUGUGUGUGUGUGUGUGUGUGUGUGUGUGUGUGUAUUGAUGUUUGAGGGCCUUCUCUCUGUACGUUUGCACUAAUAUACAAAUGGACUCACUUGAGAGACUGGACCCUGAGCUUGACCAGAGAGGGAAAAAAAGAACAAGGCCAUAAAAACCAGCUUAGACUUUAGACUCCACCCCCCCCAACCCACUUAUUCCCUGUCUCUCUGUUUCUCUCUCUCUCUCUCUCUCUCUCUCUCUCUCUCUCUCUCUCUCUCUCUCUCACACUCACACUCACACAGACACACACACUCACUCUCUCUCUCUGUUAUUUGUUUCUUCGUCUCGCGCUGUUUGCCAGUCUAUGUUGCCACCCCUCGCAAUACAGUUCCACGUUGCCAAAGGCCUGCCCUGGUUCUGCUCAUUGUUUUUAUUUGUUAAUUUAUUUGUUUGUCUCUAUAUGACAGGAGUCUUGUUCAGAAGACUGAAGCAUGUAGUCUGGUUUCCAUAGCAGCUAGCCUGUGGUCUCCUCUGUUGUGUAACAGUGUGAUGCCCUGCUUGUCCUGGGUUUGAUUAAACUGGGUUUAGUCCAGGGCUAGAAUGACACCUUACCGCAGUACCAAAUCAUCAGGUUUUAUAAGCAAAGUCUUGGGCAAACUUAAGUCUAGCAUUUUCAGUAUAAUUUCUGUCUGCUGCAUUUAUAUAUUUUUAAACAUUUCACAGUACCUAGAAUAGAACAGAAAACCCAUUGACUCAAAACUCAUGUGUAAUAGAAGCCAGUGCUAAAUUCUAUGAGUAAACAAAUUCAAAACUACAACUGUGAAGAUCUAAUAACACAUAUACUGUACCAAAGCCAUUCUUAUAAAGGUUUAUCCAACUUGUGAACACUAGAACAACACAGUAUAAAUUUGCUUUCCCUACGUUUUCCUCACCUGGAAACUCUUGUGAAAACUCUGCCCACACCACCAAGAAGUGGUAAUAUAUUACAGGAUAUUGUUACCUUUGGAAAAUUAGUACCAUCUCUAUUUAAUACCUUUAAAUGCAUGAAAGUGUUUAGCAAAAAUAGAGUGCAGUGCAAAACUGAAUUUAACAGCUGGCCGAUAAAGGUGAGUAGUAAUUAAUUACAUUUACUCAGAUACGUUUGAUCUAUUUGUAGUAUUUUGAGUACUUUUAGAUGAUAAGCACCUGGCUUGUAACUCACUCACUUGAUUUGCAGACUGAAGAUUCUCCUCAAGGGGGCCCUAUUAGCACUCAAAUUUUGUUUUGCUUUGUUUCAGUGAUAUUGUGUGUGCUUGUUAAAUAAUAACCCUUUUACUUCUACUCACAUAGAUUUGCAAGGAAAAGAAUUUACUUUUUGCUCAGUUAUGUUUUAGUCAUUAAUAUUUAGCUGCUAAUUCCUUUUUUUAUUUCAUUUUAGAAGCUUCUGCAUUUAGAGCCUCUGCAGCUCCUAAUGAUGAUAGAUGCUGAAUGUACUAAUAAGCUCCACUCCUUUGAAUCUUUCUUUGACCUAAUUUUGUAUUUACAUUUAAUUUGUUAUUAAGAGGUACUUUUAUUUUGUCUGAGUUAUUUUUUCAGAGAAGUAACAGUACUUUUUUUUGAAUGUGCAUUUAGGCUAGUCUGUCCACCUCUAUUGCCUACUUCUAUUGUAAAUGCAAAUAAAGUCAUUGGGUUUUCUGUUGUUUUUAUGUACAGGGUUAAACAUAUUUAACUUAUUUCCAAUGAUCACUAUCAAUUGCAAAACCUCCUAGUUAUGUCCAGUAUGUAUGGUGGUGAAGUAGUCUUUUUUGAACAUGAAUUGUAUUCAGUCUUUUAUGGGAAUGCAUGGUCAUAGUCUCAGGUGCAACAGAAUCAGAGUAGGAUAGCAUAUCUAAUAAUAUUAUUCUGAAAAUGACUUGCUAACUGGAAGUAACUCUGUUCUGUCCCAGUGACCACAAAUAUUUCACCUUUCUAUCCUAACUGUCCACUGAGUAUGAAGCCCUUUCCUUAUUUCCUCAUUCCGGCAUCCAAGAACAAGAGCAUGAGCACUCAGGUGCAGGUUAAAUCCCUUUCCUUGUGAUGUCCAUGCUGGAAGUGAUACAGUGCAAUCAUUUCAUGUUUUUUCCAUAUGCGAGAUGUGUAUGGGUGCAUGGAUCAACAUGGAUUUUGAACUCUGGACUGGAACGAACUGCUGUUUGUCCAUUAAGGCCUUGAUAAGGGAGAAACGGAAGUGACAGGAUGUGUGUUUGUGUGUAUGUUCUUUUUACUUCUCCUUUAAUAUCCUGGCUGAGGAUGGAGGUGCAUGGCUGUGUGGGGGUGUUUUCAGAGAGGGAGGGCCAAGGAUAUGCAUUGUUUUGUUUGCUCUAAAAUAAAAUCUGUCAUUUUUAUGAGUUGAGACUACUGUGACCUUGUAGUUUUGACCUUGUCAUUUUACCACCAGGUGGCUCCCUCUGUCUGAAAACAUAAAAAUGGGCUUGUAUGUACCAAAACUGAAGCUUUGAAAACUAUUUGGCUCUGGGCAAGAAGUUUAUGUUGGAAGUGCCUCUUCUCCUAUUCAGAUUUCCAAAUGUAAGGACCAAGAACAGAACAUGAAGGGAAUGGGAAAAAAAAUGGUUUGGGAUUUUAAAAAAAUGAUAUUAGAGUGUUUUGAGAUCUAGGAGAAAAGGCAAGCUGUGCCUGUGAUGAACCUCAGCUGGUUUGAGCUUGGCCAAAGCAUUUAGAGGAAUAGAGGAGCUCUUAAAGGGACACUUUGGUAAUGGAUGAUAGUCAACAUGUAGUAUUUUGAUUCCAUGAUGCUGUGUGCUGUCUCCGUGCUUCGUCCCUCCAGCUCACUGCACUUUUUCGAUACUGCACUGACUGUCUUCACCUCUGGCUUUUUCACUGUGUCUGCAUGGACCAUGGAGACUCCUCGUUUCAGUUGCUGUUUUGUAUAACCACCACUAGGUGGCUGCCCUGUGUCUAUAAAUGAGAAUUCAAGCAUUACUAACUGAUCAACAUUUCUAAGGAAGUUCAUGUAGUAUUCAAAUUCCCCAGAACCACUAGAGAGAAAAAAAACUAUGUUGUAAUGUGUCCCCUUUUGUAAAUGUAAGAGAGCAUCUGGAACUGUGUGCAAUGGAAUGAGAUAAAGUUUUCAGUAUAUAAAUUUAAAUGGCUAUAAA
Molecule: messenger RNA, 5729 nt
Organism: Pygocentrus nattereri (red-bellied piranha)
Lineage: Eukaryota; Metazoa; Chordata; Actinopteri; Characiformes; Serrasalmidae
Gene: b4galnt1b
Product: beta-1,4-N-acetyl-galactosaminyl transferase 1b
Exons: 12
Coding region: 358-1956 (532 amino acids)
Biological process (GO): ganglioside biosynthetic process
Cellular component (GO): Golgi membrane
Molecular function (GO): hexosyltransferase activity
Source: RefSeq, a predicted model, not a curated record